Molecule: messenger RNA, 1190 nt
Organism: Paramisgurnus dabryanus
Lineage: Eukaryota; Metazoa; Chordata; Actinopteri; Cypriniformes; Cobitidae
Gene: sostdc1b
Product: sclerostin domain containing 1b
Biological process (GO): negative regulation of BMP signaling pathway; negative regulation of Wnt signaling pathway
Molecular function (GO): BMP binding
Source: RefSeq, a predicted model, not a curated record
UAAAAUUAUCAUUCUCCAAACUUUCAUAGAGACAGUGACCUGAACUCCUCUGCAAUGCCCCUGAGCACAUGCGAAUACCAGCUGCUGUUUCUGCUUUGUUUUCUCAUGAAAAGCUGUCACGCUUUCAAAAACGAUGCAACUGAAGUGUUUGACGGGCGCGCGCUUUCAUCCUCCCACGAGACUCCGAAUAAUGCGUCAUUAAAUAGAGCGCGCAAUGGAGGAAGACGCGCGGACACUGGAGACCAAACCGAACAGCACCAGGUCGGUUGCAGGGAACUGAGAUCCACUAAAUACAUAUCUGACGGCCAGUGCACCAGCCUGAAUCCUGUAAAAGAGCUGGUGUGUGCCGGGGAGUGUCUCCCCACGCACUUGCUGCCAAACUGGAUCGGCAGGGGUCACUACUGGAACAGACGGGACGCUCAGGAGUGGCGCUGCGUCACCGACCGCACACGCACCCAACGCAUCAAACUCCAGUGUCAGGACGGCAGCACGCGCACCUACAAGAUCACAGCCGUCACGUCCUGCAAAUGCAAGAGAUACGCGCGCCAACACAACGACUCAUCUCAUGCACUCGAAGGUCCAUCGAAGGAUCAUCCUGUGCAGAAUCCCAAGAAGAAAAAGAGCAGAAAUAAAAAUGCAAAGCAGAACCCUUGAAUAGACAGAUGGGAGGAUCUCUCAAAAGUUGAAUGAACUGAUACUGAUGUAGACUUGUACCAGUACAACCCUGAUCCUUGAAGGAAAGUGAAUUUGAACUUAUACACUGACUUUUUUGUGUUAUUUUUACAAUAACACUGACUUGGAUUGCUACAAGAGCUGUUUUUAUUUUGUUCUCCUUUAUUUUAUGUGGACUCAGAUGCGUUGUAUGCUUGUAUAUGUGUAGGCUACUUUAGUUUUUUUAUAGGGUGGUUGAUGUUUUGUACAAAUAACAUUAUUUUAUACGAAUACAUGUGGCUAAGAAAUAAACAUAACAAUAAGUGAAAUCUGAACCUUAUCUACAGUUACGUAAAUAUUUGCAUUUCAUAUUUUUGUAGUUUCUUUUAUAUAUUUUUAUAUAAUAGUUUGUUUAUGAAUGUUUUACAUUUACAUUUAUACAGUUGCAUGUACAGAGUACAAUAAAUCAAGAUGUUUACAAAGUUUGUAAAGUGUUUAUAAAGUGAAGACCACAGAUAUUCAAGGCAAUAGAGAAUAGC